ACCCACAGACAGACACAAGUCUCCCGUAAAGAGCAGACGGUCUCACUUUUAUCAGACAGAUAUAACGAACCUCAGCAUUUAUUCUUCACAUUCACCUUAAGGUGCAUUAAGAUCAAGAGUGAACGGAUUCGGAUCUUCCGGUUUUUUUAUUUUUAUUUUUACCGGAAAUUCAUUUCUAAAUAAUUUACCGCAACGCUACCAAGGGCAGGCUGCAGAGAAUGCCGCCGACGAUCAUUUAAAUAUUUUUAGUGUCGCAUUUUUAUCAUUGUAUUAUUUAUUUUUUUUUUUGCAUUGCGAUUGUUUUAUGAGCUACAUUUCUGAAUGCAAAUCUCUCCAUGGAAAUUAAUUUGCGUAAAAUCCGCUGAUCGUAACUGCGCACACCAUCAUCAUCAUCAUCUUCAUCCAACAGCAACCCGGCAGAGGACACAAGCAGGAUGGAGCAGCUCAGUCAGUGGCUCUGGAAGCAGGAGUACUGGCUUCCUCCGGGAAUCAGCUGGGAUGAUAUGGAGGAGAUGGAGGGCUCUCGGCGUCCUCUCCCGCGGGAUCUGCUCCUGGCUCUGCCUCUGGCUCUGGGAUUCAUCAUGCUUCGUUACGCCUUUGAGAGGCUCUCUCUCUUUCCUCUCAGCAGAGUUUUAGGAGUGAAAGAUCAAGUUCGGUUGAAAGUCGCUCCUGUCCCAAAUUUAGAGGCAUUUUACACUAAAAACAGCAGACAGCCGACAAAGAGCGAGAUCACCGGCCUGGUUAACCAGUGCAACCUGACUCACAGACAAGUGGAGACCUGGUUUCGUAACCGAAGAAACCUGGACCGACCCAGCAACAGUAAGAAGUUUUGCGAGGCCAGCUGGAGGUUUGUGUUCUACCUGGUCUCUUUCACCGCGGGAUCGGCGUCUUUAAUUAACACGCCGUGGUUCUGGGAUCAGAGAGAGUGCUGGAGAGGAUUUCCUCAGCAGCCGCUUCAGGACGCUCACUACUGGUACUACAUGCUGGAGCUGGGCUUCUACUGGUCUCUGCUGCUCUGUGUGUCCGUGGACGUCAAGAGAAAAGAUUUCAAGGAACAGAUCGUGCAUCACUUCGCCACCAUCUUCUUGCUGGGUUUCUCGUACUGCUCUAACUACGUCCGGAUCGGGACGCUGGUGAUGCUCGUCCACGACUCAUCCGACUUCCUGCUGGAGUCUGCUAAGAUGUUCAACUACGCCGGCUGGAAGAAGACCUGUGAUUCAUUGUUUGUGGUUUUUGCGGCCGUGUUCCUGGUCACCCGUCUGCUUGUGUUUCCCAGCAAGAUCAUCUACACCACCCUGGUCUUGUCUAUGGAGGUGUUUGAGCCGUUUCUGGGCUAUUAUUUCUUUAAUGCUCUGCUGCUGGUGCUGCAGGCUCUUCAUGUUUACUGGGCUUAUCUGAUCCUCAGGAUGAUCUACAAGUUUCUCUUCUUAGGGAAACUGGACAAGGACGAGCGCAGCGAUGUUGAAAGUGAACCGGAGGAGGAGGACGAGGAGGAGAACGAGGAAGAGGAAGAGACGGAGGAAGAUCGCUCCUCCUGGAGGAAGAGGAAGGUGGUCCUGGACUCCAGGCUGGCGAUGCUCAGCUCCAGCUGUGUCUUGAAUAACUUGACUAAUCAGAAAGCCGACGCGAACAGAAGACUGCCGAAAGCCAGAUAGCGGCCUUCGUACGUAACUGAGACAGAGAGAGGCAGAUCAAACACAUUCUCCUCAUUUAGGCGCACCUUAUAUCACCACCAGAAGAGUAGAGUUGAAUGGAAAUAAAGACUCGCUGUUCGUUUAGCUCAUGACGGAUCAGUAAUAACGCUCGCUCUGUAAUCAGUAGGCUAUAAAUGACUCUUAACUCUAUUUAUUGUGCACUUGUUUGAUGAAAGUACUCUGGUUGCAAUGAAUGAUUUGUUUUGUAAAUAUGGCUGUAGAUUUGAUUUUGAAUGUCAAUAUGGAACAUGUUUUAAUGUACUCUGGUAGAAUAUAUGAAUAUAUUGUGAAA
Puntigrus tetrazona (Sumatra barb) is the source of this 1986-nucleotide messenger RNA. It is a transcript of the gene cers4b, whose product is annotated as ceramide synthase 4b. The transcript has 11 exons. Gene Ontology annotation, molecular function: DNA binding; sphingosine N-acyltransferase activity. The record is from RefSeq and is a predicted model, not a curated record. The coding region runs from base 435 to 1655 and encodes 406 amino acids. Gene Ontology annotation, cellular component: membrane. Gene Ontology annotation, biological process: ceramide biosynthetic process. Lineage: Eukaryota; Metazoa; Chordata; Actinopteri; Cypriniformes; Cyprinidae.